This is a messenger RNA of Erythranthe guttata (spotted monkey flower), 1801 nucleotides long. RefSeq names its product cytochrome P450 81Q32. Lineage: Eukaryota; Viridiplantae; Streptophyta; Magnoliopsida; Lamiales; Phrymaceae. Gene Ontology annotation, molecular function: monooxygenase activity; oxidoreductase activity, acting on paired donors, with incorporation or reduction of molecular oxygen; iron ion binding. The record is from RefSeq and is a predicted model, not a curated record.
AAUAUUAUACAAUACCAUAUUUCGAACGAGAAGCCAAACCACCACUUCUUAAUAUUAUAAAUUGGCAAGAAUUCUCACAAACUAUUGAGUAGAUCAAAAUACUCAACAAUAUGGAAGUGACUCUCUUGUACGCUUCUUUGGUUGCUAUGUUUUUCAUCUUACUAAUCUUUAAAAGGAAAAAGCAUCACAACCUGCCACCAAGUCCAGCCGGAGCACUCCCCAUCCUCGGCCACCUCCACCUCCUAAAACCACCGAUCCACCGAACCUUCCACCGUUUCUCUCAAAAACACGGCCCCAUUUUCUCGCUCCGAUCAGGCGUCCGACCCGUGGUGGUGGUGUCAUCACCUAAUCUAGUUGAAGAAUGUUUCACCUCGUCCAACGACAUCGUUUUCUCAAAUCGGCCGCCGGUCCUAGUAAAUGAGUACAUAGGCUACAACCACACCACUAUGGCCGGCGUUCCCUACGGCCACCAGUGGCGCAAUCUCCGCCGGUUGGGCGCUCAGGAGGUGCUCUCCUCCGCCCGUCUCAAUUCCUUCUCUCAGAUCAGACAUGAAGAAGUGAGACGAAUGCUACAAAGCAUGAUCGGAAAGAUAAAUGGAGAAAUUGAUCAUGCAAAAGUAGUGCAACUGAGGCCCAAACUGUUUGAACUUAUAUUCAAUAUAAUAAUGAGGAUGUUGGUGGGGAAAAUAUAUUCUACUACUAGUGAAAAUAAAGGGGAUGAAAAAUUAGGUAUCCAGUUCCAAGAGAUUGUAAAGGAGGUUUUUAAGCAAGCUCUAUCGUCGAAUCCGGAGGAUUUUUCGCCAUUUUUGAAUUGGGCUGAUUACAGAGGUUUGAAGAAGAAACUUGAUGCUUUAGGUAAAAAAUUGGACGAUUUUUACCAGGGUUUGUUGGAGGAGCACCGCCAUCACAAAAGGAAUAAUACCAUUGUUGGACAUUUGUUGUCCCUCCAAGAAUCGGAUCCAGAUUUCUACACAGACCAAACCAUCAAAGGAUUUAUGACAAACAUGAUAAUUGCGGGCACGGACACAUCCGUUGUAACUAUAGAAUGGGCAAUGUCCCUUUUGCUCAACCAUCCGGAAGUACUCCACAAGGCCAAACUAGAGAUUGAUUCAUAUGUAGGGAACCAACGUUUGGUGGUGGAACAAGAUCUACCUAAUCUUAAUUACCUCGGUAACAUCAUUCUCGAGACAUUUCGCAUGUUCCCCGCGGCACCCUUGUUGGUGCCUCGUGAGUCAUCAGCUGACUGUAAGAUCGGUGGAUACGAUGUGCAACGUGGAACUAUCUUAAUUGUUAAUGCAUGGGCCAUUCAUAGGGACCCACGUGUUUGGGAGGAGCCCACGAGCUUCAAUCCAGAUAGAUUCCAAGGAAAAGAUAAUAAUUAUGUUGAAACGCAAAAAUUGAUGCCCUUUGGAAUGGGGAGGAGGGCGUGCCCUGGGGCUGGUUUGGGGCAACGAAUGGUGGGAUUGGGUUUAGGGUCAUUGAUUCAGUGCUUUGAAUGGGAAAGAUUGAGUGUCGAGAAAAUUGACUUGAAUGAAGGAGUUGGUCUCACCAUGCCAAAAUUGAAGCCACUAGAGGCUCUGUGUAGACCAAGAGAAAUUAUGCUCAGGCUUCUUCAGGACGCUGCCCCUUAAAAAUGUUCUCUUGCAAUAUUUCAAAAAUGUAUCCGAAUAAGAUUCACAAUCAAAGUUUGUGAAGCUACUAACUAGUGAGUGCUCAAAUGUAUUUUUACUUGUUGAGUAACUAUGGGCAAUCGCAAGAAUGAAAUUACGUAUACAUAUAAAUAAUCGAUGAUUUGUAUUCA